Salmo salar (Atlantic salmon) is the source of this 1479-nucleotide messenger RNA. Its product is annotated as ribosomal L1 domain-containing protein 1. Gene Ontology annotation, molecular function: RNA binding. Lineage: Eukaryota; Metazoa; Chordata; Actinopteri; Salmoniformes; Salmonidae. The record is from RefSeq and is a predicted model, not a curated record.
AUUACAAGAGUGACGUGGGCCAAUCGAUAUGCGCAUGCGUUACCCCGGAUAAAACACGUGAAGAAGCAUGGCAGACAAAUCUGAGGAGUUGGUGCUGGAUCGGGUGCAGGUAAAGAAGGCAGUUCAAGCACUGCAGGCUUUCCUGAAGACUAAGUCUACCCCAGACUCUCUGCUCCUGGAUGAGAGUCAACACCUAUCCCUCCUCUUUACACUAUGGAAAAUUCCCAAGCAGGCCCAGACCAUCCGCAUCCCCUUGCCUCAUGGCAUCCGCACCGACACAGAUGAGGUGUGUCUCUUCACCAGAGAUGAGCCCAACAUGACCCCUGACCAGACCCAGAGGUUCUACAAAAAACUACUGGCUGAGAGGGGUGUCAAGAACGUCACAGAGGUGAUCCCUUACAAAACGCUGAGGACCGAGUACAAGCCCUUUGAGGCCAAACGAAGGCUGCUGGGGAAUUUUGACAUGUUCCUGUCAGACGACCGUGUUCGUCGCAUGCUGUCCUCGCACAUUGGCAAGCACUUUUACGAGAGGAAAAAGGAGCCUUUGUCAGUAAACCUGCGGAGCAAGAAGCUGGCCUUGGACAUCCAGCGAACCAUCCAGGGAACAACCAUCUCCAUUUCUAAGAAAGGCUGCUGCUGCAUGGCUCGUGUGGCCCACUCUGGGAUGGCUGCAGAUGAAAUAGCCGAGAAUAUUGAAUCGGCUGUUAGCACCGUUGUGACCAAACUACGCAUGAAAGGACCAUUGAUUAAGAUCAUCCACCUGAAGAGCCAGUCAUCAGUAGCUCUGCCCAUCUACACCUCUAACAUUAACCACCUGACCCUCUUAGAGGAGACACAGAAACAGGCCCGUGCAGCCAUGGAUGCCAAGAGAAAUUCAAGCAAACAGAAAUCUGCUAAGGAACAGAAGUCUACAGAAAGAAACACUGGUACUGAGCUAGAGGAAGACAUUCCACAGCUUGUUCCCAUAGUAACACCAAGCAAAAAGGCUAAACUGGAGAAGCAGACCAAGAAGGGACUUGAGAAGGCUCCCAACCCGACAGGGGGGAAGAAGGCUAUGAAAACAAAAAGCAAAAGGACCAAGAAGGCUGCUUAAAGGAAAGUGCUUCAAUCUUGAUGCCUGUUUUGUCUUGACAACUCAAUGAACAAAGCGUUCCUCUCCAUUAAUGUCUGUGUAUUACUCCCCCUUUCUCUACAUGGAACUGACUACAUCACACUGAUUGUAAAGGACUGGUUUAUAAAUAUAGGACUGUUAACAUUUCAGUUUGUUGACUUGAUCCAAGGACAAACUCAAAUGAGCUGCAAUUGUCUGCCUCAAAGGGUUUUGUUUAAAAUCAUCUUGUGUAAGCUCAACUUGUAAAUUAAAAAUAAAUACUACCAAAGUGUUUAAUUUGUUAUACAAAAUGGGCUCACUGUCAAUAUUUAGUGACUAUGUAAGAUUUGUAUGUGAUGCAAACCAAUUAAAUGAGGCUCUUUAGUGUG